Verticillium dahliae VdLs.17 is the source of this 696-nucleotide messenger RNA. RefSeq lists its product as uncharacterized. Bases 1 to 696 code for a protein of 231 amino acids. NCBI's taxonomy places the organism in Eukaryota, Fungi, Ascomycota, Sordariomycetes, Glomerellales, Plectosphaerellaceae. The transcript is spliced from 2 exons. The record is from RefSeq and is a predicted model, not a curated record.
AUGAAGGUCUCCGCCAUCCUCGCGGCCUCUGUCGCCUCUCUCGCCGUCGCUGCCCCCUUGACUGAGGGCAACCUAGGGCUCGAAAAUGCCAGCAUUGACAAUGCCAAGCUCUUGGAUCUUCAGGCCGAAUUGUUCACCUGCAUCAGCAACCCCGAAUGCAUCAAGAAGCUCCAGCAAGGCGCCCUCGCCUCUCCCGCCGCUCCCCUCAGCAACACCAAGAGGCAGGAGGUGACCGACUUCCAGAAGUUCCAGGACAAACUGUUGACUUGCAGCAACAAUCCCGCCUGCGCGAAGAAGCUCGACAAGCUCAAGAUCCCGGGCCAGGUCCUGGAGCCCGAGAACACAAAAGAGAUCUUGGAGAACAUCGGAAACGUGCAGACGUGCCUCGACGCGGCCAAGUGCCGCAAGGACCUCUUCGAUCAGAUCGACAAGCUGAUCGACGACACCAAGAAGAGCAAGAGGCAGGUCGGCGGGCCUAGGCCUGGUGGAAUCCUCGACGGCCUGAAGGCCUGCCUCCGGAAGCCAGAGUGCAGGGAGAGGAUGCUGAAGCAGGCCAAGGACGCUCAGGUUGCCGCCGCCGCUGGAGAGAUGACAAAGAGGCAGACCGACCCGUUUGCUCUCGACGGAGUGAUGGCUUGUCUGGAGGACCUGGAGUGCGCUGCUGAGCUCAUGGCUAACCUCGACGGGCCCAAUUAG